UAGUUAUAUAACAAUCAUACGCUGAGUAUUUGUGACAUUUAAACAUGUUUCUCUGGUUGAUAUCUGUAGCUGCUUUGCUUGGCCUUGUCUUCCGCUAUCCUUACUUCUUCCAGGAUGUCCAAUACGUCCUAAAUAAAUUGAAAGUAAGGCGCCGCGUCCUCGCCUACAUGAAGACGAAUUACACCAUCCUGGAUCGGUUUUUAGACGUGGCGCAGACUCAUCCACACAAGCCGUUCAUCCAUUUCAAAGAUGAGACUUUUUCCUACAGAGACGCGGAUGAGCUCAGUAACAGAGCCGCCAGAGUCCUCCUGCAGACCGGACGCGUUAAAGAAGGGGACACGGUGGCGCUGUUGGUCGGGAACCAGCCCAUGUUCCUGUGGCUCUGGUUGGGUUUGGUGAAGCUCGGGUGUUCCGCAGCGUUUCUCAACUCCAACAUCAGGUCCAGGUCUCUGCUGCACUGCUUCAGCUGCAGCGGAGCGAAGACUCUGGUGGCUGCUGAAGAGUUACAGGAUGCUGUGGAGGAGGUCCUGCCCAGUCUGUUGGAGCAGCAGGUGACUGUUUUCAUCCUGGCUGACAGAUGCAAAGCUGCAGGUGUGGAGAGCUUCAAAGACAAGAUGAGCCAGGUCUCCUCUGAGCCUCUGCCAAAGGAUUUAAGAUCGCAUUUAACCCUGCAGAGUCCGGCUGUCUAUGUGUACACAUCAGGGACGACAGGUCUCCCCAAAGCGGCUGUGAUCACUCAUAGCAAACUGUGGGCCAUGUCUUUUCUUCAGUCUAUAUCAGGAGUGACUGCCAAAGAUGUGGUUUAUAUAAGCCUCCCUCUUUAUCACGCUGCCGGCUUCAUUGGAUUCACCGCAGCCAUCCAGAUGGGUAUCACUGUUGCUUUGAAGAGUAAAUUUUCAGCCUCUCAGUUCUGGGACGACUGCAGAAAAUACAACAUCACUGUCAUACUGUACAUUGGAGAAAUUAUGCGGUAUCUCUGCAACACACCAAAGAAACUCAGUGAUCGAAACCACAAAGUGAGACUCGCAAUGGGCAACGGGAUCAGACCGGAUGUUUGGAAAGAUUUCUUAUGCAGGUUUGGAAACAUUAAAAUCAGAGAGUUUUACGGAGCAACAGAGGGGAAUUUUUCUCUGAUGAAUUACAGCGGCAAGAUUGGAGCCAUCGGUCGAGACACCUUUUUCAACAAGAGGUUUUAUCCCUACGCUGUGAUCAAAUAUGACGUAGACAAAGGAGAACCUCUGAGGGAUUCAUCUGGUUUCUGCAUAGAAGUUGCCAAAGGUGAACCUGGACUUCUGGUGUCUGAAAUAUCAGUGAGAGCUCCGUUCAGUGGUUACACCAGAGACCUGCAGCAGACUGAGAAGAAGCGGCUGCAUGAUGUCUUGAAGAAAGGAGACCUGUACUUCAACACCGGAGACCUGGUGCUCAUUGACAAAGAUGAUUUCAUUUACUUUCAGGAUCGUGUUGGAGACACUUUCAGAUGGAAAGGAGAGAACGUUUCUACGACUGAGGUGGCUGACGUCAUCACGCUGGCCGACUGCAUUAAAGAAGUCAAUGUGUAUGGAGUUGAAGUGCCAGGUUCAAUCUGGCUCUCCUAGUGGACUGAGUCUCUCAGUGAAUCCCACCCCCUGAACUGGGUCAUAGUUUAUGUAAAGCUGCCAAGGACGGGUGGGCAACAGAGAGGGUGAAGUUCAAAUAAGUGAACUGUGACCUGGAUGGGAUACAACAAAUGUGCAGCAUGAAUAUCAAACGCACCUGGCAUGUUAUGACCUACAACUCUAUUCAGAGGGGAAGUAAACUGAAUUUACAACAAUGACAGCAGACGCUAAACUUCAUUCACGGUGUCAGAACAAGUAACCUGAGCUCAAGCACCCAAUUGUGGCAGGUGUAAGCAAUACCUGGUCUGUUCAGUCUGGCUGAAACCCGAAACUGACCACCCGUUUCCCCAGGACCACCACCCGGUCUAUAUUUAAAGGGGACUCAAGCAUUUUAAUAUUAAAGAUCCCCUCCACACAGGUCAAGAGGCCACAGGCUCAUACAAGGGACCGUCUCUCAACUUAAGGAGAAAACAAAGUUAAUUUAUUUUAGGAAAAUACAACAAAAUAUUUAAGAGAACCCCCCCCCCCCUUAGUAGAUGAAUGUGAAAACAGCCUUCUAGUGUCAAACUCUGCUCAUACAUCAUGCUGCUCUGUGAAGCUCAGACAUUCAACUGAGGGAACAAGAAGGAAAAACACAUUUUUGAGUGAAAGGUGACAGCUAAAAAAAGAGGACUUGCAAAAGACAAAUUCAUAGAAGAGAGGUCAGAAACUGUGCAAGAGGGAGAGAGAUGUGUGCUGAGUACGGAUCAAGCUC
Molecule: messenger RNA, 2349 nt
Organism: Scomber japonicus (chub mackerel)
Lineage: Eukaryota; Metazoa; Chordata; Actinopteri; Scombriformes; Scombridae
Product: long-chain fatty acid transport protein 2-like
Exons: 9
Coding region: 45-1595 (516 amino acids)
Molecular function (GO): long-chain fatty acid transmembrane transporter activity; long-chain fatty acid-CoA ligase activity
Source: RefSeq, a predicted model, not a curated record